UUUAGAUUAAGGUGGAUCUGAAUUAGCAGUUUAUGAAUUUUUUUUUAAAGAUUUAUUUAUUUGAGAGAGAGAAAGAGAGAGAAGUGGAAAAAAGGAGAAGUGAUGAAGCCAAGGGAUGUGUAGGCAUUGUUAACAAGUGUUGAUGACUGGCUGGAUUGAUGCAGUGAGUGGGCAUGGAAUGGAGAAAAUGCCAAUGUCCCAGAAAAAAACAACAACAUUGUAGAUUAGCUUGGUGAUUUGGGAUGAAAAAUUUAAUCUUAGUUUAGGGUAAGAAAUCUGAGUAUUUUAUAAAUCUUUCUGUGCUAACAUUUUUUUCUGGAUAUGUUUAGUAAGUGAGUUCACGAUAUUUACUGCAUUUAUUUUUUAAAUAUUUGUUUUAGCUAUGAAUUUGUGAAAUAUCUUCGACAGCAUAUAUGUAAUACUUUGGGAUCUAUGAUUGAAGAAGAAAUGGAAAAAUGGACAUCUGAUCAGAAUCAGGAUGAGGAAUCUGGCUAUGACACAGUUGUACAGCAUGUUACUAAAAGAACUCAGGAAUCUAAAGAAUACAAAGAAAUGAUGCAUUCCCUGAAGAAUAUCAUGAUGGUAGUGGUGGAAUCUAUGAUUAACAAAUUUGAGGAAGAUGAGAUGCAAAGUCAAGAGAGGCAGAAAAAAAUCCAGAAGGAGAAAAGCAGCAGUUACUGCACGGAUAAUUGCUCUGAUAGUGAUUCAUCAUUCAAUCAGAGUUACAAAUUUUGUCAAGGAAAAUUACAAUUGAUUUUAGACCAGUUGGAUCCUGGGCAACCUAAAGAGGUGAGAUACGAAGCCUUGCAAACGUUAUGUUCAGCUCCGCCAUCUGAUGUUUUGAACUGUGAAAAUUGGACGACUCUCUGUGAAAAACUGACAGCAUCUCUUUCAGAUCCUGAUCCUGUGUUUAGUGACCGGAUUUUAAAAUUCUAUGCACAGACAUUUACUCUUUCACCAUUACAUAUGACCAAGGAGAUUUAUACAAGCUUAGCUAAAUAUUUGAAGUUAUACUUUCUUUCUAGAGAAAAUCAGAUUCCUACUCUUUCAACUGGUAUAGAUAUAAGUAAUCCUAAUGUGAUCUGCUUACUUAAAAAGGUUCGUCUUCUAAAUGAAUAUCAGAAAGAGGCUCCAUCUUUCUGGAUUCGUCACCCAGAAAAGUAUAUGGAAGAAAUUGUGGAGAAUACUUUGUCCUUAUUAUCAGUUAAACAUGAUCAGAGCCGUCUUGUCUCACAAAAGAUUUUGGAUCCAAUUUACUUUUUUGCAUUGGUUGAUACCAAGGCCGUGUGGUUCAAAAAGUGGAUGUUUGGAGAAUGUUUAAUGCCUGAAUGCCGGUGAUUUCCAGUGGAGCUCAUUACUGUUCUGGAACUGAAACUAAUUUAAGAGUAAAAGAGAUCCUUAUGCUGUUACCUUCCUCAUCUGCUGUGGAAUACAAGUGGUCUGUGUGAUAGUGGCUGCAGCAGUGUUGGCUUAUUAUUCUCACAUGGUUGUCCCUCUAAAACUGGUCUGCCAGGCAUUAUGUAUUUGUUGCUGUGGGGAAGGGAAGAGAGUGGGGCUGUGACUUGCCAUGCAAAGUAGCAACGUGUUUAUUUACUGCUUGGCACAGUUUGGACCUUACCUAGUUGAUGGCUUAUUUUUAUUUUUUUUUUUGUUUUGCCUUUUAUUAUCUAAACUGUAUAGUAAUGCCUAAUUAACCAAAAUUCAGUUCUGUCCAGGGUUUAGCCCUAACCUGGCCUAUACUGUUUAUGUUUGAUAAGUGUUUGCUCAAUUUAAUUAACUUGAACCCUUUGUUUCUUACAUCGGACACUUUCUUCUUAAUUUUUAAUUAUCAAAUUAUACCUUCAUUAUAGAAAACAUGUGAAAUAUGUAAAAGCCACAAAUUAAAUUUGUACAACACAGGUAUAACUAUCAAGAUUUUAGUUUAUGUAGUCACAUUAUAUACACUUGUAAAUUUAUCCGUUUAGAUCUAUAACAAAUCCUAUUCUUUUGGGACACCUGGGUGGCUCAGUGAGUUAACUGUCUGCUUUCAGUCAUGAUC
Messenger RNA from Ailuropoda melanoleuca (giant panda), 2038 nucleotides. RefSeq names its product protein broad-minded-like. The transcript has 9 exons. NCBI's taxonomy places the organism in Eukaryota, Metazoa, Chordata, Mammalia, Carnivora, Ursidae. The record is from RefSeq and is a predicted model, not a curated record. The coding region runs from base 433 to 1338 and encodes 301 amino acids.